This is a messenger RNA of Cryptococcus amylolentus CBS 6039, 2172 nucleotides long. RefSeq lists its product as hypothetical. NCBI's taxonomy places the organism in Eukaryota, Fungi, Basidiomycota, Tremellomycetes, Tremellales, Cryptococcaceae. The transcript is spliced from 4 exons. The record is from RefSeq and is a predicted model, not a curated record. Gene Ontology annotation, molecular function: phosphoprotein phosphatase activity. The coding region runs from base 100 to 2172 and encodes 690 amino acids.
CCGUGUUCGUCGACUCGCCCCCAAAUUCAGCAUUGUUAUACACCCACCACAGGCGAUAUAGACGCCCCGCCCGACCCCAUCCCCCCUCGAGUCCUCUGAAUGCUGCUCAUACGGCGCAGAGUCUCCAAUCUUAUGUCUACCUCAAAUCCUCCGGCUCUGGCCAGUCCUUCGAGCCAAUACUCCUCACCGCCCAGGCUGUUUCAUAGCGAUCCCGUCUCAAAUCGCGAUAGACGUGCUUCUCCCCAACCUCGACGCGGCUACAGCCCCUCAUGGCCUGUCGAUUCCUCCUCGCCCCCACCCGUGCCCGAAUGGCGAGCCCGCCGCCAUGUACCUGGGGCGUUCAAACACUACGACCAUCAUUACCAAGAGCCUUCUCGCCAAGUACAGAGUCAAAUGGGCUCCGAUGGCAGGCCGGAGCGGAGAUACGUGAUCAACUCCGAUGAUGGCUUUCCGGGAGCUUUCAGAAGAUCGAGAAGUCCCUCUAGAAGACGGGAGCACUUCAAAUCAGAUCCUCCUAUAGUUAAUCUCCCCCCAGAUGACUAUCUCGAAUUCGCAAAGCCGACAAGCGAAAACAAGAACACUCUGAUAUCAGACAAAAUCAUACCCAAAUUGUUGGUUCUCGACCUGAACGGUGCUCUCGUAUACCGCCGAAGAUCAUCAGGCGCUACCCCCCUGCCGAGACCUUACUUGUGUUGUUUUCUGGAAUACCUCUUCCUUCCUGAACCAGACCAUGCCGACAGUCCACGCCCGUGGGAGGUGUUUGUUUGGUCCUCAGCCCAGCCGCAUAAUGUGCGGGCAAUGGUCGAGGCUUGUUUCGGGCAAAAAUGGAUUGAGGGUGUCUGGGAGGAUCAGACGGAGACAAGUGUUGAUGCUAUGAAGGCAGGGGAGGGUAGAUUAAUAGGUGUCUGGGCCAGAGACAAGAUGGGCUUGAGUGGGCAAGAUUAUUCCAGAAAAGUUCAGACCACCAAGAAUCUCAACCUUGUUAUCGAUCAUCUCAAUCAGACUACCCAUUUCAAUCAACCCCUCUACUUCUCCCAAAAGACAACGGUCCUCCUGGACGACUCGCCCCUCAAAGCCGUUUUUCAACCGUGGAGCCAGAUCGUCAUUCCCGAAUUCGAUGAACAGGUGAAUCUCACCAGUCGUUUAGCUGCAGGGAUCAACCCUAAAUCUGGAGCCACACCCGACCAGGAAACCGCUGGGGAGUCUCAAGAAGAGAUGGACGAAGUGCUACUGGCUGUCAUUGGAAUUCUCGACGAGCUACGCUACGUCUCCAACGUUCCUUUCUGGGUGAGGUCUGGCGGGCUGGACCUUGCUCUCAAUGUGGAUGGUGUCGAAGAACCGACAGUUGAAACACUACCAUCGCACGAGACGUUCGAACAUUGGUACAAAGACAAGGAGCUUCAUGCCAAGUGGGUGGAGAAGGGGAAGGAGGCGUUGAAGAGAAAGGGUAUAGAGGUCAGACAUGGAUUAGUGGGGAAUGCGGCGAGAUCACCAGGCUCGCCGAGGGAGCCGCGCUCUCCCAGACUGCCAUAUCCUGAACCCCGCCCAAUGCAAUCCGACAUCUCUUUAUCCUCCGCGACGUCCGACAUGCCGUUCGACAAGGAAGAGAGCGCUUUCGCGAGAAGAAAGAGGUUGGCCGAAGAGAGAGCUGCGAAAGAAGCUGCCGGUAUCCCUCUGACACAGAAGGAGAAGAAGGAAGCCAAGAAAGCGCGAUCCAAAGCGCACGUUCUAGUGGACGAGGCAGCUCAGAAGCCGAGACCGCCCCCAGCAUCUCUUCCUCAUAGGCCAGUUGCUAGCCAAAGGGAAAAGAGCCAUGGGCGAUCCAAUCCACCUCACACCGUGAGCAGAACUGGAACCAUCCUCCCAGACGUGACUAUCACGCAUACGACGACUCUCUCCGGAGACAGGGAGCGCUUCCUCCUCGUCCCCCUUCUCCAGCCCACGACUACCCAGAAUCAUAUCGCCGAGAGAGGAAUUGGUCGCCCUCUCACCAACAUCAUCUCCCACCACCCCCUGCUCCUUACCUUCCUCCACAAAGGCAAGGCGACUACAGACACGACGCGCGUGGAUACCCUCCAUCCGCCCCGCGGGCACCGGCAGAAGGGUACUACUUUGAUCGACGCGAGUGGCGAGAUCAUCGACCGCUUGCUGCAGAUGCUUCUCUGCCUGUGA